CCGAACCGGGCACGGCACCGAACGGGAGGCAGCCGCAGGAUUAGUAGGGAAGAGCAGAGCGAGCAGGAUUUAUCAGCUUUUCAGACAUGCAUUACGGCCUUUUGUGACAUUUCACGGGAUUGUACAGGACUUUGCCCGGCUGUAACAGGGGUUCUUCAGCCACAAAAGAAAGGUGCCAGCAUCGGCGGUGGGAGCCCGGCAGGGCACGAUGAAGGUGUCACCGCAGGAGCCCCAGGGCCAGGCAGGGGUCUGAGGCUGGCAGCAGUGCCACACCGGGCUGGUCCCUCUGCAGCCGGCCGGGAAGAACCUUUCCAUCGGGACACGGCUCCGGAGCGAUGGGCUGAACUCCGGGGAGCAAUGAGCGUCUGGCCAGGCAGAGAUUCGGGGGCCUGCUGGGAAGCGUGAAGGGCCGGUUUCAACAAGGGCAUGGCCAAAGCUUUCUUCAGGCUACAGAAGUUUCUCCGCCGGAUCCAGUUUGUGCUCUUCUUCCUCACCGCAGCUUACCUGAUGGCCGGCAGCCUCCUGCUGCUGCAGCGGACCCGCUUGGUCAUCCAGCAAGGCUCCCGAGGGAGCCCCACGGAGCAGGAGGAGCCGGGCAGGGCUCGGGGCACAGAGCCCCGGAGCCUGCAGAGCCCCCGGCCCGGCCCCGGGCUGCCGGGGAACGCGGGUGCGCUGCAGGAGCCGGCCCCGGAGCGGCACAGCCCGCACUGGCUCGCCUCCCGCAACUCGGAGCUCCGGCAGCUCCGGAGGAGGUGGCUGCACAGGCUGGGCAGCGAGCAGGAGCCCCAGCAGAGCCCGGGAUCCAAAGCCAUGAAGCUCACCGCGGAGCACAAAGGCACCUACAUGGGCUGCUUCACUCACGACUCGAGGGAGAGGACACUGAGGGGAGCUGUCUUUUAUGACUUGAGGAAAAUGACAGUAGCUCACUGUCAGGAAGCUUGUGCUGAGAGGGCUUACAGCUACGCGGGGCUGGCUCACGGGGCAGAGUGCUACUGCGGGAACUCGCUGCCGGCGUCGGCGGCCCCGGGCCGGGAGUGCAGCAGCGAGUGCCGGGGCCAGCGCGGCUCCGUGUGCGGCGGGCUCGGGCGCCUCUCGGUGUACAGCGCGCAGCUCCGCCCGGCUGCCCGGCCACGGAGGAAUGUUAUCUAUCGAGGAUGUUUUAGAGCUCCAGAAAAUUUAACAGACACCUUUCCAGCCUCUUUGAUACAGCCCAAUUUGACGGUGGAGAUGUGCUCUGAAUUUUGCUCCAAGAAAGAGUUCCCUCUGGCAGUGAUCCGAGGGCAGGAGUGCCACUGCGGGUUCCCCACCGGGCGCUUCUCCCUGCGCGAGGGCGCGGACGGGCAGCGCUGCAGCGGGACGCGCAACAGCAGCGGGGCUGCAGCGGGACAGUACUGCCUGGUCUACCAGACACCCGUGCAAGACACCCGCUGCACGGACAGGAAAUUCUUAACCACCAAAUCCAAGGUGUUUGUUGCUUUGUCAAGCUUUCCUGGGGCUGGGAAUACGUGGGCACGCCAUUUGAUAGAGCAUGCCACAGGAUACUACACGGGAAGUUAUUACUUCGAUGGAGCCCUCUACAACAAAGGUUUUAAAGGAGAAAAAGACCACUGGAGGAGUAGGAGGACCAUCUGUGUGAAAACACACGAAAGUGGUAAGACAGAGAUUGAAAUGUUCGACUCGGCGAUCCUGUUGAUAAGGAACCCCUACAAGUCCCUGAUGGCAGAGUUCAACAGAAAAUACGCCGGGCACCUGGGCUAUGCCACUGACCGCACCUGGAAGAGCAAAGAGUGGCCGGAUUUUGUGAACAGCUAUGCCUCCUGGUGGGCCUCCCACGUCCUGGAGUGGCUCAAGUACGGGAAGCGCCUGCUCGUGGUCCACUACGAGGAGCUGAAGCAGAGCCUGAUCCCCAAGCUGAAGGAGAUGGUGGAGUUCCUGAACGUGACAGUGACAGAGGACAGGCUGCUCUGCGUGGAGAACAACAGGGAUGGCAAUUUCAAGCGGUCCGGUGCUAAACAAAAGAAUUUUGAGCCAUUCACCCAGGAAAUGAAAGAGCUCAUCAACAAAUACAUCCUGACAGUGGACGAAGCCCUAAGGGGAAGAAACUUCUCAGGGCUGCCCAGGGAGUAUGUGCCAAGAUGAUAGGCUGGUAUCACACUGCUGUGGUUAAAAAUGAAGGUUUUAUUUUUUUCUUAAAAAAAAAAAACCAGAAAAAAAACCCAAACAAAAACCCACAAACAAACAAGAAAAAAAAGAAAGGAAAAAAAAGAAAUUUAGAAAUUUAAAAAUUUAAAAAGAUCAGAACUCUUUAGCAGAUACUUGUGGAGGCUGCUGAGCAGUGCAGUUGGGUUUUUUCAGCCCCAAACCUGGCUCCAGGGGCAUGGAGGAGACCCCAGAGAGGUGGCAGAGAAGGGAGUGCCACCUGUGCUAGGGGCUCAACACACAUUUCUGCACCUCCAUCUCUUCACCUGGAGAGUCAGGGUGGGUCUGGGGGGACAGCAGGGCCAAGUGUCACCACAGUCAGUGCUCUUGGUUCUGGAAGUGGGAAUGCUCUUGGUUCCAGCUGGGAGCACCUGGAGAACAGGGGCAAAGGGGGUGAACCUCAGUCCCUCCAGCCCCACCAGGGGUAGGAUCCCACUUCCCACCCCAUCCCUGAGUCCCUGCAGGAACCCCAAGGCACUCCAGCCUGGAAAACCAUGGAUGUGCAUAGCUGCCCUCCAGAGCCCCUCCAGCAGCUGAGCAGGUUUGGUUUUUAAUUCCUGCAGUCACCUGAGGCUCGUUGGACCCUGCAGAGGGGAGAGAUCAGGGGCACACAGGGCUGGCAGGGCAGCUGGCCCCAUGACCACUGGGCAGCUUGGAGAUGGUUAAACCCUGUGAGACACUUCUGUUCACGUGGAAUAAAGGAUUUCUUAAACAUUUGAGUGAAAAUCCUAAUUUUAAUAAAACAAGUUUAUAUAAAGGGAGCUGAACUUCCUCUGCCUGUGUAUCACUGGUGCUUUGAAAACAAUACAGGACAUGGAACACACUUCAACUCAAGUCUCUCCCUGUUUACACCCCACACACAUCUCCGUGCCACCCUCCUGCUAUGGGGCUUGUUGUGGGGUUGGCACAUCCCCAUCCCCAGUACUCAGUGCCUUCCCUGGCAGUGGGGGUCUCAAGGGCCACAAAGGGGUGAGGGAUUGCAGCAGACUGAGCUGGUGCACCAAGAAAACAGAAAUUAUUUUUGUUUAUGCAAGGGGUACAGCUCAAAAAAAAACCAACUCAGUUUGUGGUGCUGUAAGCCCAAAGACAAAUGGUGAGACCCUGUGGUGCCUGCACAGGUGGCACAGCCCGUGCACAGGAACACAGCUCACACACAUGGACACCAAGGAAAAAACCCAGUACCAAACACCACAGACAGUGCAGAAACACCCAGGUACAGAAACAUUCCCAUAAAGCAGAUAAAUGAGAAUGCUACAAAACAGAACUAUCACCAUCUGCACUCUGACUUAGUAAUGAGCUAAUUAUUUUGGAAAUUAUGCAUUACAGCUCUUCCAAGUUUCACUUGGGCAGCAGUUGCUGUUGAUGGACGUGGGUCACAGUCCAAAAAGUUUGAGCCCAGCCUAUGGAAGGAGCACAAAUACUUCACAGAAAGAAAUUGCUCUUAGCUUCACUGAACUACAUGCCUGAGACCACAAACCAGGAUUUGGGCCCACCACAAAACAUGAAGAUGAUAACAUUUUAUUACAUUGCCUUUCCAGCCUUGUGUGGCAUUACAGGAUCAUUAAAAAAAAUAUUUGGAUCAUUUCAAACCUGUAAAUGGUGAGCAAGGACAGGCUAUAAACUCUCAAGAAGGCAAUUUAAUUAUGUAUAUGUCCUGUAAUGAAGACUCUUUGUGGCUAAAAUUAUAGCUGGCAAAAGUUAUGAAUAUGUAUUAGCUCUGUAAUACCAAAAAUGAGCUCGUUUAACAAUAAAAGAAAUUAUAGACAACCAUGUCUUAAUAGCAGA
This is a messenger RNA of Catharus ustulatus (Swainson's thrush), 3984 nucleotides long. It is a transcript of the gene WSCD1, whose product is annotated as WSC domain containing 1. NCBI's taxonomy places the organism in Eukaryota, Metazoa, Chordata, Aves, Passeriformes, Turdidae. The record is from RefSeq and is a predicted model, not a curated record. The coding region runs from base 427 to 2139 and encodes 570 amino acids. The transcript is spliced from 9 exons. Gene Ontology annotation, molecular function: sulfotransferase activity.